UGGGGGGGGCAGAAAGGACGGGACAAGCCUUUCCUCAGGAAAACAUAUCACCUUCAACCACAAUAGGGUAAACCGCAGGAAAUCAGGAAACCGCAGGCAGCAACAUUGCUCUCUUGAGUCAGUGAGGACUUUCAGACACGCUCUCACACUCAUCACAGACACUCUACAGCCGGGCAGCUCAUUUAGCCAACACACUCCAGGAUGACAUUGGACUGAAACACAGCAAGGCAUCGUCAUCAGUUUGUUAACGUAUUAAAUGCAACCAUGCCCAUUCUGAAGAAACUCCCGGGAAGAUCCAAGAGCUGCCACGAGUUCCCCAGAGUGAACGGUGAACUGAUUCUGCCUCGCCUAGACUUAGACAUCAGGGACUUGAACGAGCUCAAGGACCUGAAGGAGCUUAAUGAACUGAAGGAUCUAAACAAGAACCUGAACCCCUUUGAGGAUGUGGACCUGGAUGAUGAUGAUGACAGGAACAGAGGUGACAUGGGCCUCAUUAUGGGGGAGGUCAAGGGUAACCUCCAGCUGAAGUCGUCCUGUGAUGGUGAAGAGGAGGAGAACGAGGUAAAUGCUGGGAAACACGGGGCAGGGAAUCCUAAAGUGAAGCCACUGCGGGGGACCCUUGAGCGGAUCUGUGGAGUGUCUCCCCUUAAGACCCUUGGAAAAUUGGGAAAGGGGCUUCGCAUAUCAGGACGGAGUGUAUGGGGGAACAGCACCCCACACUACAGCCCUGGAGAUUCAAAUACACUACCAGCAGAGAAAGAGAAAAGAAAAGGACUACGCAGGAGCUCAGAGGGAAUAAUGACCCUGCUUCGCUUCACUGGUCGACGGAAGGAGGAGCGCAGAGAAAGCCUGCCCUGUGGAGACCUGAGCGUAGGCAACGAGGUAGAGACUUCCAGGCGAUCAUCCUUCCUCAGGAUGGUCAGUCUGGGCAAGCUAAAGAGGGAAUCCAUGUCAGACAAGGCAUCCCAAGAGGCGGAGGAGGAAAUGGAGGAGGAGGCAGAGGAUCCAGUAGUGAAAACCAGAGAGCCCCUCUCAGUUCUGGAGAUCUUACAGCUGGUCAAUCACAGGGACCUUCUCCUGGCUGACACACACAUUCAGGAACUGGAGCGAGAGUGUGAGCUCCUGUCUCUCCUGCCAAACACAACUCCUCCUACCCUUACUCCUACCCUGUGUCCCAGUACUCCACCCAGCAUGUUGUGUUUGUCCUCUUCCUUUGAUGAGUCCCUCAGCUCUAAUGCGACUUUGGACUCAAGCCGGAGAAAAGCUAAGGAUGUGGAGCUCCUGUAUGAAGCCCUUCAGAAGGAGAUGUGGGAUGUGGUGCGGGAGUCACUCCGUCAGCCUAGUGCUGGCCCCAACCUUGGUCUGGUGGUGCUGGUAAUCCAGCAGGAGGAGCAUGCUGAUGCUGCCUGGGCUCUGAGGGAGGAGACUAAGCCAGAGCAAGAGGUCCCCCGCAUCCAGCCCAGCCAGCGUCCCCGGCGACUGAAGAUGAAGUGGAGGCAGGCUGUAGUGGAGGCUGCAGACUGGAGCCUGCCACAUCAGGUAGACACCCAAGCAGGCCAGUUGGCCUCAUACCUGGAGCGCCUGAAGUGUCGAAUGGUGGAUGAUCUGGAUGCAGCGAGAAGGAACGCUAUAUCCAUUUACCCAGAGGAGUUUGCAGCCUUCCAGGUGUAUGUGGAAAGUUACCAUCGAGCUGUGGCCAAACGUCUUCGCACUAUUACCAGUGGCCCACUGCAGAUCACAGACGUAUACUCACUACUUGACUGGUUCUACAACAUCUACAACAGGGAUGUCCUAGGAACAAUCGGGACCACCACACCCAUCAACUACAGCACACUGGAUGGUAUUCUGCCUCAAGAGACAGUGGAUAGGCUGGAACAAGACUGCAUUAGUGUAGUCAGGGAUAAGGUGACAACAGAGCUGAUCCAUGUGCUUGAUGAAGAGGAGAGGCGGUGGGCCCAGACUUUGCACAUAGAGGAGUAUCAGUCUCACCUAGCAUGCUCAGUAAUCCAGAGGGUAAAGGUGGAUUUGGACAGAUCUACAUCUGUGAACCAGUUUCUAGGAGCAAGAGUGGCUCGCUGCAGUCUCAUUGGAUUGGCUGACUUCAUUUACAGUUUCCAGAGGAAGGUGGAGAUGUUUCAUGACAGUCAGGCAGAAUUUGGAGACCGAGGAGAUGGAUAUGUGUCAAGGACUAUAGCUCUGGUUAACUGCUGCCCUCCUCUCAGAUCCUUUGUGGACCGCUGCAGGCAGUGUGACCCACAGGGCAGUGAGGAAUCUGCGCAGAAAGCCAACUCCUCAUUGGACAGGAUCAUCAACCAGUCAGUGAGGGUGCUGACUGACAGGCUAUUUGACCACAUCAGACCCUUCUUUGACAAACUGAUGAAGAGAAAGUGGCUGAACAACACAGAGGCCUUCGAGGCUAUUGAAGCCAGUAUUAAACAGCAUUUCAAGAAAUUUAGAAGGAUGGACUCUCCACCCUAUCAGACACUGGUGGGUGAGGUGCACCGGCGGGUCCUAGUGGAGUAUGUGAGAGCCAUUAUGAGGGGACGCCUCAUGUGCACAUCCUCCAAGAUGAGGAAGAGGAUGGCUUUCCGCCUGCAAGAUGAGGCCAAGCAGCUCAAAGGACUCUUUAAGGAUCUGGAAUCGAGCUCCUCCUGGUUGGACAGCAUCAUCUGUCACCUUGCUGACAUCAUUCUCCUGGAGGACACGCCCUCCAUCCAAAUGGAGGUGGCUGUCCUGGUGAAAGAAUUUCCAGAUAUACGGAAGAAGCAUGUCUCCACCCUGCUGAAUGUUCGAGGGAUGAUGCGGCAGGCAGAGCGACAGGAGAUCCUCAAUGUCGUCAAAGAUUUUGAAUGCAGCAGCGCCCUCAUGUGCCGGGACCACGCCCUCUUUUCCGAUAUUCCCAUCACCUCAGAGGUGCACUGCAUCAGCCUGGGUUUCCUCCGCCUUGCCAUGACCGUCUCCAACUGGUUCUCAGAGCACCGGCCAAGACGGAGAGGCAGAGUAAGCAUCAGGAACGCUACACCUCAGCCUGCAGAGAAUAAGGAAGAUGCGACUAAACUUCACAGAGAAGACUAGCCACUAGUGUUUGUGCUAGGAGAGUAGUCACAGGCAUACUGCGAAGAUGAGAUGUACAUGCACCUUGACCAAAACUGAUUUUGUCACCAGCCACUUAAAAAAAACCUCAGGUACUGCACAUACUGUACAUCCUCAGUGACAAUUCUCCAUUUCCUCGUGUUCGCUUUUGCUUUAACGAUGAAACAAACUGUGUAUUUUAAUAACUCACCAUGAUUUACAGUACUUUGCUGUUUAUUUACACCUCUACAGAAGUAAACAAAAAAGAAUAUAUCCUCUGAAUGUAACAUCAUGUUCAUUAGUUUUUCAGCCUUUAUUUCUUAAUUGUCAUUGCACAAAAAACUUCAAUAUGAUUUACAAUGUCUGCUCUUCAGCAUAUAUUUACCCAAUGAUAUAUACCCUUUCUCUGGUAUAUAGAGCAUAUGGAUGUACAGUACUGUGCAUAAAAAGUUAAAGACACUUGCUGUUGUUUAGCUGUUUGCUUCUUAUCCAGAUACCUGAUCUGUUAAAAAGUCAUUCUGCUGCGUGCAAUUAGGCCAAUAUGAUGCUGGCUUUAGUGAUAAGAAAAACAAAGGGUCCUGAACAUUUGGACCUAAUCUGGGAUCAUUCUGACACUUACCGAUAUAACUGGCAAAUGUUGUGAGUGUUACAAAUGUGGAUAUAAGAUAAAGUGGACCUGUGGCUGAGCUGCAGAAGUCACAUUUGCACCAAAUCCAAUGAGGUGGGUCAGAUUUGGGCCAAACAUUCAUUGCUAUAUAUAACAUGAAAGAAGUCAUAAAAUAACUGUGGCAAGGUCUCCAAGAUCCUUUGAUCAAACAAAAGUGGUGCAGUUUUAUUGGUGUUUUUUCAUGACUGCACUUUGAAUUAAACUAAUACAGAAAAAUGCAAAAUUGCUUUAUUUUCUUCAAAACAUCCUCCAUUUGCAUUUUACUUUUACAAUGUUUUCUUAGUACUGCAUAUUAAUUUUAUGGAAAUCUGUUGUGUCACUGUGAAUGAAAUGGAUCUAUUGCUGGAAACAUAAUAAAAGCCCAUUGACUGGGUCGAGUAAAGUGA
Molecule: messenger RNA, 4125 nt
Organism: Maylandia zebra (zebra mbuna)
Lineage: Eukaryota; Metazoa; Chordata; Actinopteri; Cichliformes; Cichlidae
Gene: exoc3l2a
Product: exocyst complex component 3-like 2a
Biological process (GO): exocyst localization; exocytosis
Cellular component (GO): exocyst
Molecular function (GO): SNARE binding
Source: RefSeq, a predicted model, not a curated record